This is a messenger RNA of Rubroshorea leprosula, 3755 nucleotides long. NCBI's taxonomy places the organism in Eukaryota, Viridiplantae, Streptophyta, Magnoliopsida, Malvales, Dipterocarpaceae. The record is from the annotation of a GenBank genome assembly.
AUCAUCUCUCUUUCUCUUUCUCUGUUAAAAUCUGAAUCCCCACAAAACUCUCUUUUUUAUCUCGACUUUUGGGUUUCCCUUUCAAUCCCUUCACGUUCUCUGCAAACCCCAUCUUUAAAAGCUCCCAUUCUCUCCAUUUCUUGGAGUUUUUUGAUUCAAAGGUCACUACUUUGUCUAUAUAAUCUUCCACCUCAGUUUCAUUAUGAACUGAGAAUUUGAUGCUAAGAUGGAGGUGAAUGGUUGGGUUUUCUGUUUUGCAAAGGAAUGGCAAAGCUUGUAAUCUGCAACAAGUCUGAGUCCUUUUGUCUAACCGAUGCCAUUUUACCAUCCGAAUGGUACUCAAGCCGUGAGGGGUAAACCAGUGAAGACUAGAAGAGAAGCCAGAGUCUUGCGUGUGUAUCAUUUUUGGUAAAAAGACCCAUCUUUAAUCUCAAGUCAUCUGAAAAGGUUACUGUGCUUUGCAUCAGUUUCAGUGAGCAAGCCAGAAAACCAAGCAGUAUGCCUGUAAGGCAGAUGAAGGAGAGCUCAGAACAACACCUUGUGAUCAAAGCCCAUUUGCAGGGUACCAUGAAUCCAGUUCAAAGAACACCGAAAACCUCACAAAAUGGUAAAGGGCCACCGGUUCAAGAGCCACAAAACACAAGACCUCAUUCCCAAACAUCACCUCCAACUAAGAAUAGGGGAAGGAGAAGAGGAAGAGGUGGUAGAAAGUCUGAUCAAGGAGAUGUUUGUAUGAGACCAAGUUCAAGGCCUUGUACUGUGGCACAUAAGCCUGUGAAUCCAACUCGUGAUAUCAUGGCUACUACCACAAAUGAGUCUAUUGAGAAUGGCCGCAUUUUGUGUCAAAUGGAAAUGGGUUUUCCUACUUCAAGCAAGUCUUUAAGUUUUGCACCUAGGCCUGGCUAUGGGCAGCUUGGGACAAAGUGUAUUGUGAAGGCAAACCAUUUCUUUGCAGAGUUACCAGACAAGGAUCUGAACCAGUAUGAUGUCACCAUUACUCCUGAAGUGGCAUCAAGAACUGUGAACAGAGCUAUUAUGGCAGAGCUUGUGAGGUUGUACAAAGAAUCAGACCUAGGAAUGAGACUACCUGCUUAUGAUGGUAGAAAGAGUCUAUACACAGCUGGUGAACUCCCUUUUGGUUGGAAAGAGUUUACCAUUAAGCUUGUAGAUGAAGAAGAUGGAAUAAAUGGUCCCAAAAGAGAAAGAGAAUACAAAGUGAUAAUCAAGUUUGUUGCACGGGCAAAUAUGCAUCAUCUAGGGCAAUUCCUAGCUGGCAAGCGGGCAGAUGCUCCACAGGAAGCUCUGCAGAUUCUUGACAUUGUACUAAGAGAGCUCUCUAUGAAGAGGUUCUGCCCCAUUGGGAGAUCUUUCUUUUCACCAGAUAUUAAAGAACGGCAAAGACUUGGUGAAGGCCUGGAGUCCUGGUGUGGUUUUUACCAGAGUAUUAGGCCUACCCAGAUGGGGCUGUCUCUGAAUAUUGAUAUGGCUUCAGCUGCAUUCAUUGAGCCUCUCCCAGUUAUUGAGUUUGUUGCUCAACUUCUGGGCAAGGAUGUACUGUCAAGGACAUUGUCUGAUUCUGAUCGAGUGAAGGUUAAAAAGGCUCUUAGAGGAGUGAAAGUUGAGGUAACGCACCGAGGGAAUGUACGGAGAAAGUACCGUGUUUCAGGAUUGACAUCUCAACCUACCAGAGAACUAGUGUUUCCUGUAGAUGACAACUCAACAAUGAAGUCAGUUGUAGAAUAUUUCCAGGAGAUGUAUGGCUUCACCAUUCAGCAUACACAUUUACCUUGCCUUCAAGUGGGAGGAAAUCAGAAGAAGGCAAACUAUUUACCAAUGGAGGCCUGCAAAAUUGUUGAAGGACAGAGAUAUACAAAGAGGUUGAAUGAGAAGCAAAUUACAAAUCUUCUAAAGGUUACAUGCCAAAGACCAAGGGAUCGAGAAAAUGACAUUUUGCGGACAGUUCAGCAUAAUGCUUAUUAUCAAGACCCUUAUGCAACGGAAUUUGGAAUCAAGAUCAGUGAAAAACUGGCAUGUGUUGAGGCCCGAAUCCUUCCUGCUCCUUGGCUUAAAUAUCAUGAAACUGGAAAAGAGAAGGAUUGUUUGCCUCAAGUAGGUCAGUGGAAUAUGGUUAAUAAGAAAAUGAUUAAUGGGAUGACAGUUAGCCGAUGGGCAUGCAUUAACUUCUCUAGGAAUGUGCAAGAGAAUGUUGCUCGUGGAUUUUGCAAUGAACUUGCUCAAACGUGCCAAAUCUCUGGCAUGGAAUUCAAUCCAGAACCUGUCAUACCAAUCUACAGCGCCAAGCCUGACCAAGUGGAAAAAGCUUUGAAGCAUGUUUAUCAGGCAUCCAUGAACAAAACCAAGGGAAAAGAUUUAGAACUUCUAUUAGCUAUAUUGCCUGACAACAAUGGAUCUUUAUAUGGUGAUCUCAAGCGAAUAUGUGAAACUGAUCUUGGAUUGAUAUCACAAUGCUGCCUCACAAAACAUGUCUUCAAGAUCAGUAAGCAGUAUUUGGCUAAUGUGGCCCUUAAGAUCAAUGUUAAGAUGGGUGGGAGAAAUACUGUUCUUCUGGAUGCUAUCAGCUGCAGGAUACCAUUAGUUAGUGAUAUACCAACCAUAAUAUUUGGAGCAGAUGUGACUCACCCAGAAAAUGGAGAAGACUCCAGCCCAUCAAUAGCUGCUGUAGUUGCUUCUCAAGAUUGGCCAGAAGUGACAAAAUAUGCUGGACUAGUUUGUGCUCAAGCCCACAGGCAGGAACUCAUACAGGACUUGUACAAAACUUGGCAGGAUCCUGUCCGUGGCAAAGUUAGUGGUGGCAUGAUUAGGGAUCUCUUGUUAUCGUUUAGAAAGGCAACAGGGCAGAAGCCGUUGAGGAUCAUAUUCUACAGGGAUGGUGUAAGUGAAGGGCAAUUUUAUCAAGUUCUACUCUAUGAGUUGGAUGCAAUCCGGAAGGCUUGCGCUUCUCUAGAACCAAACUAUCAACCACCGGUGACUUUCAUUAUUGUACAAAAACGACACCACACCCGUCUGUUUGCUAAUAAUUACAGGGACCGGAGCAGCACAGACAAGAGUGGCAAUGUUCUGCCUGGUACUGUUGUUGAUUCUAAAAUCUGUCAUCCCACAGAAUUUGAUUUUUAUCUCUGUAGCCAUGCUGGAAUUCAGGGAACAAGUCGGCCAGCACACUACCAUGUUCUUUGGGAUGAGAACAAUUUUACGGCAGAUGGAAUACAGUCUUUGACAAACAAUCUUUGUUAUACGUAUGCAAGGUGCACGCGUUCUGUCUCUGUUGUUCCUCCAGCUUAUUAUGCACAUUUAGCUGCAUUUCGAGCACGAUUCUACAUGGAACCAGAGAUGCAAGAGAAUGGCUCAACAGGCGGUGGUGGUGCAGUUAACACCAAACGUACACGUGCAGCAGGAGAAUCUGGGGUCCGACCAUUGCCAGCCUUGAAGGACAAUGUAAAAAGAGUAAUGUUUUACUGUUAAUUAGGAUAGAGUUAGGCUGUCAUCAGUACCUGGAACUGGGAAUACCCUCCCAUUUUCCAACUUUCCCUUGUAUAUUAGUGAUGAUUCAUGAUCUGCGUCAUUACAAGGUCUUCUGAUUCAGGUACUUCUUAAGGUUCCCUCAUUUGUGGAUUCCUUGACAAUCUGUCAGAAAACCCGAGAGGAAAUCACUCUUUAGUUCCUGUUGAUUAUGGAUACAAUGUCAAACUAGGCAAUGUAAAUGUUUAUUUAGUAUUCAAUAAAAAUGCUGGAAAUUU